Penicillium roqueforti is the source of this 3237-nucleotide messenger RNA. RefSeq lists its product as uncharacterized. Gene Ontology annotation, cellular component: membrane. Lineage: Eukaryota; Fungi; Ascomycota; Eurotiomycetes; Eurotiales; Aspergillaceae. Gene Ontology annotation, biological process: lipid metabolic process. The coding region runs from base 1 to 3237 and encodes 1078 amino acids. Gene Ontology annotation, molecular function: triacylglycerol lipase activity. The record is from RefSeq and is a predicted model, not a curated record. The transcript is spliced from 6 exons.
AUGUCUUCUCUCCGUCUAGCAAUGACCAGUCUGUUAACCGGGUUGCGCCCAGAGGUGGUGGAAAAACUUCAGUCGGACAAGACUGGCUUUCCUCAAAAGCAACAUGUCUUCCAUGCAUCCGACGUUCCUAAAUGGAUGCAAUGGGACCCGUUUAUCCAACGAGGAUACCGAACCCAGCUGAAUAGUUUCAAGCGGUGUUUCUGGUCCCUAUUCUAUCUACAUAAUGAAUCAAUCAACACCUGGUCACACGUCCUUGCAGGAAUUUAUUUCCUCGCCGUUCUUCUCGCCACCGACUAUUGGAUCGCCCAACUGGGACUCAAAGUGCCAUUAUCAGACAUACUUGCUAUUCAGACGUAUGUUGCCGGCACUGCAGGGUGUCUCAUAUUCUCCGCUACCUUCCACGCAACCAACGCUCAUUCGCCUGAAGUCGCUCAUGCCUUCCUCAAACUAGAUUACUUCGGAAUUGUGCUCACCAUCUCAACUACAUGUAUCUCAGUCGCUUAUUUCGCCCUGCACGGAGAACCGAGGCUCCAAUGCGUCUACAUUUUCUUCACUGUUCUCUGCGCAGCUAUGGUCUUCUGUAUCACACUUGAUGUCGGUAUGGAUGGUACACGUGCUGGUCCAUGGAGAGCAACUGUAUUCACCCUUCUUGCGGCUAGCGGCCUAGCCCCUAUCUUCCACGUCAUCUCGAGCGGUUCCCCUCGCGAUUUCAUCCGCAUCCCUUGGGAGACUCUCAUAGUAACCUGUUCUUCAUACGCAAUUGGCACAGUGGCGUAUCUCUUCCGGUUUCCAGAGCGGUAUUGGCCGGCGCAAUUUGAUAUUAUCAUCUCCGCAUUUCACACCCCGGCUGAAUGGCUUGCUUCUCUAAUGCACAGGCCUACCAUGUCGGUGUUGGGCGACCCCACAUUAGUUCAGUGCCAUCAUGGGCGCAAACACUCCCAAGAAUACUCUUUACCCCAACCCUUACCUCCGCGACCGCUCUGCAAAACGAUCUCCAUCCCAACCGUAUCGUCGCUCGUGAAGGAUUCGUGGAAUUGGGCCGGUGAUACUCUGCACACCUACCGUGAUGGUCUCUCGAAGGAACAACGGAAACAAAGGGCGGACAUCGAGGACCGCAAGCAAGUCCUGUAUCUGAAAAUAAAGAAUGCUGUGUCGUACGAAGAAUGGCGAAGUUGCGCCAGUGAACUGGACGAACUAGAGGAUAACAACGCUUGGAAGCAGACACUCGAGUGCACCGAAUAUGAUCCUCGUUUGGUACAGGAUCGUUUGCGACAGUUGGAAGAGGCUCGCAUCAGCUGUGAUGUAAGCCGGAUGUUGUUCUUGGUGCGUACUGCGCUGAGUCGGGACCUGGCGCAUAUGAGCAAUGCCUCUCUCUAUCGCCAUUCGCAUAUUGGUACAAAGGACUUGAUCGAUAGGUAUAUCACCACGGCUUUGGAUACUAUCGCUACGCUGGUGGAUCUCUCGGUGCAUGAUCGCUGUGAUGGGUUGGAGCUGAAGUAUAUCCUGGACCAGCUCCUGGCAGCUCGACAGGCAUUUGGUCGCAGUGCUCUCCUUUUCUCCGGUGGUGCCACUUUUGGCAUGACCCAUAUCGGGGUUCUCAAGGCCCUCUAUGAAGCAAAAAUGAUUCCGCGAAUUAUCUCAGGUGCCUCGGCUGGUAGCAUUGUGUGCGCGGUAUUUUGCACGCGCACAGACGAAGAGCUUCCGGCGCUUUUGGAUACCUAUGUACAUGGGGAUUUCGACGUUUUCAAUGAAAAGGGCCAAGAGGAAAAUAUCUUGCAGAAGAUGACUCGUUUUUUGAAGUUUGGAUCAUUUUUUGACAUAUCUCACUUGGCGAAGACUAUCAGAAACUGGCUGGGGGAUAUGACUUUUCAGGAAGCAUAUAACCGCACCCGCAGAAUCCUAAAUAUCUGUGUGUCAAGUGCCGGCAUGUAUGAGCUUCCACGGCUGUUGAACUAUAUUUCUGCUCCCAAUGUGUUGAUCUGGUCUGCUGUCGCGGUAUCAUGCUCUGUUCCUUUUGUCUUUAGGCCAUUCACGUUGAUGGCUAAAGAUCCGUUGACAGGGGAACCGGUCCCCUGGAAUGAUCUUCACAAGCAGUAUAUUGAUGGCUCGGUCGAUGGAGAUUUACCCAUGACACGCUUAUCGGAGAUGUUUAACGUGAAUCACUUUAUAGUCUCCCAAGUGAACCCCCAUGUGGUUCCAUUUCUUCCAAAGGAAACAGGCCCACAGGAUGCGACAAACGACGGCCCUUCGUUCAUUCCUCGAUGGAUGAACAUGAUGGCGCACCUUGCCAAAGACGAGGUUCUGCAUCGGAUGAACGUCCUCUCAGAACUUGGAGUCUUUCCAACAUCAAUGACCAAGUUUGCCUCUAUUGUGAACCAGAAAUAUCAUGGAGACAUCAACAUAUACCCAGAACUCCUUUCCUCUAACCUCCCAAGGCUCCUGGAGAAUCCCACAACGGAGUUCAUGCUUUCGUCAUGCCUGAGUGGCGAGCGGGCGACAUGGCCGAGACUAAGCCGUAUCCGAAACCACUGCGCCAUUGAGCUGGCACUCGAUAAUGCAAUUCAAAAUAUGCGGGCCCGGGUGGCCUUCAGUCCAAGUCAGGUUGAUCUACGUAUGCCGCACCGUAGUCGUCACUCGAUUGACUCGGCAGACAGCAACGGAAGGGGACGUUAUCGGGACAGGCGAAGAGGGUCCCACAGCCCCGAAUUUGAAAAGAGGCAGUCGGGUGGGCAGGAACUACGUCGGCCAGAUCACGAACUGAGAAAGGAACGAAGCACUGUUUCGUUAGAGAACCCGCCUCUCUCGCAAUCAAGCGAGUCAAUCUUCAUGCCAACCCAAACAAGGACCCACCGCCGUACAUCCUCAGUAUUCUUCAGCAAUGGAGGGAUGUUCGAUAUUGGGUCAAGCAGCGAUGACGAGCUCGAACGAUCAUACAUGCUUCGUCCCAAACUCGCAGGCCACCGAACGUUCUCAGAGUCAUCUUCGUUUGGCAGAGUAGCUCCGAGUCACGGGCCCCGCAGCCCUGUCCGGUCCCGACGAUCAUCAUUAUCCUCUAACCCGGCCUAUAAUUUCUCCUCCACGGCUCGUCGCAGUUCCCCAAAGCAGGUUUAUACGCCGUCGGCUCGCGAUUUCUCCGUGACCAUACCACCUUCAUCCCGCCAUCUGCUCAGUAUGACUCCAACGCCAACACUCCUUCCGAGCUCGCCUGAGCCCCUCACGCGCAAGCGGCAGAAUUGA